This is a messenger RNA of Cornus florida, 2651 nucleotides long. RefSeq names its product ankyrin repeat-containing protein ITN1-like. Lineage: Eukaryota; Viridiplantae; Streptophyta; Magnoliopsida; Cornales; Cornaceae. The transcript is spliced from 7 exons. The record is from RefSeq and is a predicted model, not a curated record. Bases 485 to 1735 code for a protein of 416 amino acids.
UGUAGUUGAUGAUUUGUAUUCUACUAAUGUUCUUCUUUUGAUAGGUUUGGCAUAUCAGAUACUUAGCGACUACCCAAACCUUGUUAACUAUGUUAAUGAGAAUGGUUUGUCUCCUCUCCAUAUUUUGGCCAGCAAGCCAAAUGUAUUCAUCAGCAGUAGUCCCCUUCGACUCAUCGAUCGCAUCAUCUAUCACUCUUCUCUGAAGAACGAUGGGGGUUGGAAGUCAUUUUUACGCUUAAGUUGGGAGGGUUCCAGUCACUCUCUUCCUGCAGAUAGAAGCAGAAAGAAAACUACCCGUCCAAGUGAUGAGGAAGAUCCCCAUCAAAAGAGCAAUGUUUCUCAAGGAAAGGAUAUUCAAGGAGCUUCACCGAAUGCACAAAGGUCUGGAUUACGCAAUGAUGGAAAACAAGCAAGGAGAGAAGACGAUGGCGAUCUCUCCUUUCCUCCCAAUUACUCCACGUGUCUUGGAUUCUUCAAACUUGUCAUGAAGGCACUGCUAAUUAUUCUUGGACUUGGCAUUGGAAGGAUAAAGAAAAUCACAGAAAAGAAAGAGAAACUUGUGUGGGCUCAUCAGAUCAUGAAUGAACUGGUUGAACGUGCAUCUACUUACAAAUAUGAUUAUAAUGGAAGAACGCCCCAAAUUUUCAAGGAUGGAGGAGGAACCGAAGUUCCAACGUCGGCACCCUUAACGGAUGACCCUGAUAAAUCUUUGAGCAUAACAAUGAACUCUGGGAAGGAUCAGAAAAAGAAGGAUCCGAAUAGAUUAGAUGGCACGGAUAAAAGGGACACACCUGGAUAUUAUGGGAAGAGGGAGACUCCAUUAUUAAUAGCAGCAAAGAUGGGAAUUGCUGAAAUGGUGGAGAAAAUCCUCUACACAUUUCCGGUGGCUAUCCAGGACUUGGAUUCCAAUAAGAAGAAUGUUGUGCUCUUGGCAGUUGAGAACAGGCAAGCUGAUGUGUACAAACUCUUGCUAAAAGGUAGUUACCUUAAGGAGAGCGUACUCCGUCAAGUGGAUGACCAAGGGAACAGCGCACUGCAUCUUGCUUCAAUGUUUGGGGAUCACCAGCCUUGGCUCAUUCCAGGCGCAGCAUUGCAAAUGCAAUGGGAAAUUAAGUGGUACAGGUUUGUCAAACACUCUAUGCCUCCCCAGUUCUUUGUUCACUAUAACAAAAGGGGCGAGAACCCAAGUGAGAUCUUCAGUCGCACACACGAAAAACUGGUGAAAAAUGGUAGCAAAUGGCUUAUCAAAACCUCUGAGUCGUGCUCUUUGGUCGCAGCACUCAUUGCAACAGUUGCAUUUGCAACAUCAGCAACUGUGCCAGGUGGCGCCAAUAAAGAAACCGGUGUUCCAAUUCUUGGAGGCGAGCCCGCGUUUGUUGCCUUUUCCAUCUCGUCACUAAUUGCUCUCUGCUUCUCUGUCACAGCCCUGGUGUUUUUCCUGGCAAUUCUCACCUCUCGAUGCCAAGAAAAAGACUUCCAUAGAGAUUUACCAAGGAAGCUUCUGCUUGGUUUAACAUCGCUCUUCGCUUCAAUAGCUUCCAUGCUGGUUUCAUUCUGCGCUGCACAUUUUUUUCUCCUCAAAGAUAAAUUGAAAUCUGCGACCUUUCCAAUAUAUGCAGUGACGUGUUUGCCAGUGACAUUUUUUGCCUUUGCUCAGCUCACUCUUUACGGGGAUCUUAUCCGGGCCAUCCUUACAAAGGUGCCGCAGCGUAGCUACAAGGUGUUUCCUCACUAGGUUUGUCAUUUAUGUUCUCCACCCCUUCGAUAUGUAACUGAGAACAUAUAAUUUGUUUUUGAGUGCUAAGAUUGGUUUAUGAUUUGUGUCAUGGUCAGUGUUGUUAAAGGCGCGCCUAGGCUCGAGGCUUGGGUUUAGCACUUGUUGUCAUCCUACGCUCACUGAUGUUUACUAGGCACGCGCCUCGUCCUGUUUGUGAGGUGCGUCUCACUGAUAUUUGUUUUAAAUAAAAAGGAUUGUUCUAUUUCUUAAGCUAAAAAGGGUACUUUUGGCAACAUAAUAAACAAAAAAGAGGAACUUUUGUACAAAAGAAUAAAAAAAAUAAGAAAGCCUAAUAGUUAAAGUGUUAACCGAACAGUAAUAGAAUGAGAUUGUGAGACAAACACAAAGCCCUAAUUGGAGAGAUGAACGAUGAAGCCACGUGAGUUCUCUCUCUCUUUUUUUUCUCUCUUCUCCUCUAGAUCUCCCCCCUCUUCUUAUCUUUGUUUACAUCUCUCUUUUCGUCUAGUCUAUUCUCUCUCUCUCUUUAUUUUUAUUAUUAUUAUUUUUUUUAUGAUUGUUUUUUCGUUUCGUUUUUUUUUCUUGUUAACAAUUUUUUUUUUUUUUUUUUUUUUUGUUAACAUAUUUAUUUCUUUUUGUUCUUUGUUUUGCCAUUCAAAAAAAAAAACAUUUUGCUUUGCCUUUCAAGAAAACAAAUUUGUGCUCUGUUUUAUCGCUGUUGGAUGCUUGUAUCGUUGAUGGAUUUACUUUUUUAUAUUUGAUAUUAAUUUUUAAAAUAUGGAUAUAACUUAUGAGAUAUGAAUGUUAUCAUGGUAGUUCAAAUUUUCAAUUGUGCUAACUUAUGAGAUAUGAAUGUUAUUAUGGUAGUUUAAAUUUUCAAUUGUGCGCCUCACUUCACUUAGGCGCGCGCCUCGCU